AUGGGUGAAAGCUCAGGAAUGUUUUUCAUAGACGACGCGAUUGGACUUAAAAUGGGUCAAACAUAUCUAUUCAAUCACUGUCUUAACUUGUCAUACACCAAAAGUGAGCAGAUAAAAGCCACCAAAUCAUACCGUUUGAAUUCAGUCAGUGUUCCAACAGAAUCAGUAGCUGGCUUCGAUGAAAUGGUGUCGGGAACACAACGCAAGUAUUACAUGCUCGGUGGGAAGGGGGGAGUCGGAAAGACUAGCUGUGCUGCAUCACUUGCUGUAAAGUUUGCGAAUAAUGGUCAUACAUUACAGAUAUACCCCGAACAAGCAAGGGAAGAGUUUCGAAGUGCCAGCAAGAGCAAUGGUGGGAGUGGUGUCAAAGAUUUCAUGGAUGGAAUGGGGCUGGGGUUAAUCGCGGACCAGGUAAACAUUGCUUCCAUGUUAUAGGCUCUUGCUGACUUCUAGAAUAUUUGCCAGGUUAUUCAAUUUCUCGAAUCACAAGAAUACAACAUGUUCACGCGGAUAAUAUUCGAUACAGCCCCCACUGGCCAUACUCUGCGACUUUUGUCAUUGCUGGACUUCUUAGACGCAUCAAUCGGGAAGAUAUUGAAGUUAAGACAGAAGAUUUCGUCGGCUACUUCAGCCAUAAAAUCUGUGUUUGGGCAAGAAGAAAAUCGGGAAGAUAGUUUGGAGAAACUAAGGCAGCGAAUGAUAAAAGUGAGGGAGCUUUUCCGUGACACGAACUCUACAGAGUUUGUAAUCGUAACAAUUCCUACGGUGAUGGCAAUCAAUGAGUCAUCAUCGUUAAAGAAAGAAAGCGUUCCUGUCAAGAGACUAGUCGUUAGCCAAGUUCUUCCCCCUUCUGCCUCUGACUGCAAGUUCUGUGCAAUGAAGAGGAAGGCUCAAACGCGGGCUCUCACCAUGAUCGAGAGUGAUCCAGAGCUCUCAAGCCUGACGACGAUCCGAGCACCUCUCGGUGUACCCGCGCUUCAGUUCUUAGGUGACAUGGUUUGGAAAUAA
Messenger RNA from Salvia splendens (bonfire salvia), 1008 nucleotides. RefSeq names its product ATPase GET3B-like. The record is from RefSeq and is a predicted model, not a curated record. Gene Ontology annotation, biological process: tail-anchored membrane protein insertion into ER membrane. NCBI's taxonomy places the organism in Eukaryota, Viridiplantae, Streptophyta, Magnoliopsida, Lamiales, Lamiaceae. Gene Ontology annotation, cellular component: GET complex. Gene Ontology annotation, molecular function: ATP hydrolysis activity; ATP binding.